Vigna radiata var. radiata (mung bean) is the source of this 711-nucleotide messenger RNA. Its product is annotated as actin-related protein 4. Bases 382 to 711 code for a protein of 109 amino acids. The transcript has 5 exons. The record is from RefSeq and is a predicted model, not a curated record. Lineage: Eukaryota; Viridiplantae; Streptophyta; Magnoliopsida; Fabales; Fabaceae.
CCUCAUAACAAUUGUCAUAUCUGAGGUAAUAUUUAGGACAGCUUCCCAAUUGUCGUGUGCCAGAGCAGUCACCGUGAUAGACCACUUAAUUCAAUGUUUACAGAAACANNGCAUAAUUAAAUUGUGAAAUACAGGAAGUAUUAACUAUGAAAGCAAUAAUGCAAGUUCCGCGAUGGUGACUUGGACAUGUUGGCAUGCAAGUUCCAUUUAGUUUCACGGAUGACUAUCAAUAUUAAUGUUUCUUCAUCUGUCUGUGGGCUAUGUUUUACAUUUUUUUCCUUGAUAUAUAAUUUAGAGGAAUUUUUAUUAUAUUUUAAUUGUAGCCUUGUAUUUUGUGUUUAAUGUUUAUAUAAGUUCCUGUGUCUGCUUAUCUUUCUAUUUAUGUUUACAAUAGGCUGUGAUAAGUUCUCCUAUAGGAGGACAAUUUCUGACAGAAUGCUUGACGAGAAGUUUGGAAGCCAAAGACCUCGAUAUUCAUUCAAGAAAAAGGAAAUAAGUCCUGGGAAUCUUCAGAUUGUAGACCUUGAUUUUCCACAUACAACAGAAGGCUACAAACUUUACUGCCAGAGGGUUAUUGUUGAAGACAUCAAGGAAUGUGUUUGCCGAACACCAGAUUCUCCAUAUGNGGUCAAGACUCAAGGAAAGCAAGCGAUCCAGUCCAUCCCAGCACCAGAAAGAGAUAAAGCCGCGUCAUCCAGUAUAGUGGUUUGA